This is a messenger RNA of Penaeus indicus, 5614 nucleotides long. RefSeq names its product katanin p80 WD40 repeat-containing subunit B1-like (gene kat80). The transcript has 17 exons. The record is from RefSeq and is a predicted model, not a curated record. Lineage: Eukaryota; Metazoa; Arthropoda; Malacostraca; Decapoda; Penaeidae. Gene Ontology annotation, molecular function: microtubule binding. Gene Ontology annotation, biological process: microtubule severing; microtubule depolymerization. Bases 492 to 3083 code for a protein of 863 amino acids. Gene Ontology annotation, cellular component: katanin complex.
GUGGCGCCCAUUCUGAUCAUAGUGUAACUUAUAGCUCCGUAUUGGGAUAUUGUACUUAGUUUACUUUGAAAAACUUCAUGUGCCAAAAGAAGGGACACUGUGAUUAAAUCAGUAUUAUUAACUGCAAUUUGUGUUAAUUAAAAAAAAUCACAUAUUGAUAGAAAAAAGUAUAUGUGACUACAGUAACAAAUGAUGAUAGUGUCAUUUAGUGUAUGAGACUUCAACGCAGCAAGGUGUUACAGUACACCAAGUAUUGUGUGAUACAGUGUUGAAUUGACGGUGCACCUGCUCUGUGUCACCGUUCAUGCGCAAGUCGGUAGGUACCUGUAGAGUGCCGCUCGUAGCGCCGCGGUACCUGGUGAUGUGCUUCACCGGGCGGCUUUAGAAACCGCAAGAUUACCGCCGGGAGGAGAUCCAGCAGCGGUGGCAGCGGGGGCACAGGCAGGCUCCGGGCUGCCACUGCUGCUGUUGUGGCAGACGCCGACGCCGGCAUGGAUCGUCGCUCGAGAUCGCCCAUGAAAAAGCCGGAAAUUAAACGGCGUCCGCUGAGCAUCACGCGCCGCCGCCGCACCUCGGUGGAUGAGGGCCGCCAGGUCACACACGCUCGCAAAGAGUUCGUUGCGCACGGAGCCAAUGUGAACUGCCUGGCGUUGGGUCACAAGUCCGGCCGGGUUCUGGUCACCGGCGGAGACGACAAGAAGGUCAACCUAUGGGCGGUGGGCAAACCCAACUGUAUCCUGAGUCUAUCAGGCCACACAACACCAGUUGAAUGUGUGCGUUUUGGUGGAUCCGAGGAACUGGUGUGCGCCGGGUCCCUGAGUGGUGCACUGAAGAUAUGGGACCUGGAGGCCACCAAAAUUGUCCGGACACUGACCGGACACAAAGCGAACAUCAGGUGCAUAGACUUCCACCCAUAUGGGGACUUCAUUGGUACAGGCUCCCUUGACACAAACAUUAAGCUGUGGGACAUUAGACGGAAAGGUUGCAUCUUCACAUACAAAGGGCACAACCUAACAGUCAAUAGCCUGAAGUUUUCCCCAGAUGGUCAGUGGAUAGCAUCUGCUGGAGAAGAUUGCAAUGUGAAGUUGUGGGAUCUUCGAGCUGGCAAAAUGAUGACAGAAUUUGCCCAACACACUGGGCCUGUUAGUGAUGUAGAAUUCCAUCCUCAUGAAUUCUUAUUAGCCUCUGCAUCACAUGAUAGAACUGUAAACUUUUGGGAUCUAGAGAAAUUUUCUCUAGUCUCAUCCACAGAUGCUGAUACAGGACCCAUCAGAACAAUUGCCUUUCAUCCUGAUGGUGAUUGCCUGUAUGCAGGAUCUCCUGACAUUCUCAAGGUGUAUGGCUGGGAGCCUGCCCGUACAUUUGACACAGUUGCCAUGGGUUGGGGCAAGAUUCAAGAUAUUGCCAUUGCCCAAAAUCAGCUUAUUGGAGCAGGUUUUCAUGGUGUGCAUGUGUCUCUCUAUGUGGUUGAUUUGAAGAGGGUUCAGCCCUUUGGUGGGCCCCAGCAAGACGUCCCAUCAACUUUCAGACAUGGUGCAGCUAUACGCAAGAGUUUUAUCAAGGACAAAAACUCUGGAAAGGCUACAGCGGAAUCCAUGAAGACCGAAGAAGCCUCAGACACAGGUGGUGAGGAGCCGCAGGAGGAGGACCCGCCUCCAGAGAUCACAAACCUAAAUGAUUACAAUUCAAUCUUCCAGACCAGGAGAGAGUUACAGAGAACACCACCUCUUCCUGAGCCCAAACCUCCCAUUAACAAUAAUAAUGAUCCAAUGGUACCUCAAGUUAUGACCAGCCCCGAUGUCAUUCGUCCUGAGCCUUUGAGAGCUAUGCCAAUACCAACUACUAAACCUUCAACUCCUGACUCAACACGAAGAGGAUCAUCACACACUGUGUCGCAUUUGCCGAGGCCUAUACCAACGCCAAGAGAAAUUAUCACUCCUAGGGAUUAUUCACUAAGUGGAAAUGCAAGCCCUAACUUGAGUCAGCCAUACAGAGCUCGUGCAGUGUCUGAGAGUAGAAGAGAUUCAAGAGAGCCUUCCAGUUCUUCACAUGAAGCAGAAGGAAAUAGUUUUGACAGGUAUGCUAUCAGGCACAGCCCAUCUGAACCUUACCUGGUGAGACAGUCCUCUUCACCAGGCCCUCCAGUCUCAUCACCAGCAUACCAUGAUUCAGCACCACACUUACCACAGCUUCCUCGACCAGAUCUUACGAAUCUUAACCGAACACAAGCUUCAUCGAAACCUGACCUUACCUCUCAUUCCAAGCCUAUGGACCGGCCAGCCUUAGUAAAACCUACAUCAAGGGUUCAUGGACCUCAGAGCCCUGAUGUGUCAUAUCUAAACACUCCCAAGAAUAUCAGUCCAGAUAUAUCAUAUAUGGGAACACCCAAGGAACCUCCAGAUUAUGGUUAUAGUCAAGAUAAAAUGAAUGACAUUGAAUAUAGCUCCUCAUACUCAACAGAUAAUGGAACUAUCAACUUUGAGGACUUUUUACCAAACAAGCUGAGUGGACUAGGGUUUGGCAGCAAUGGUGUUACUGGUAUUGCAGGAAAUGAAAUGUCAGAACAAGAAGUUUUAUCCAGCAUUAUGCGUGGUCAUUCUUCCAUGAUGUCUGUCAUAUCUGCACGGACAAGGGGGCUACAAGUCACACACAAACUGUGGCAGACAAAAGAUUUGAAAACUGCUGUAGAUCAUGCACUGAACUCUGGAGACCAAGCAUUACUUGUUGAUCUUCUUGGAAUUAUUAACCUAAGACCGUCAAUAUGGAACUUGGAUCUUUUAACUGCUUUAUUACCACCUGUAAGUCUUCUGCUACAGAGUAAAUAUGAAAUGUAUGUAACCUGUGGUUAUAAUGCUCUGAAGCUCAUGAUAAAAAACUUCGCUGUUAUGAUCAAGUCCAAUAUGUCUGGUCCAAUACAUUCAGUAGGAGUCGAUAUAUCAAGAGAGGAAAGGUACAAUAAGUGUAUAGAAUGCUACAACCACAUGAUGUCAAUCCGAGCCUUCCUUCUUAAACGACAAACUGUUCCAGGGAAGUUAGGACCUAUGUAUCGAGAGCUAGUAAUUUUAAUGCAAGCAUUUGAAUAACUUUUUUUUCCUUUUUUAUGGGGGGGAAGACUAGCCUUGCAUAUAAACUGAAUGAGAGAGAGAGAAUAAAAGAUCUCGUCAUUCUUGCAUUAGUGUUGCUUCUGGAAAAUCAUCAUGCCCAGAAAACCAUGAUUACAAGGAUAAGGUAAAUAUAUUGAUUAUCCUUCACCAUACUAGAAAAAAUAGGUGCUUGGUAAUGGAAACAUACUCAAAUUCUGCUUGAGAACAAGAAUUUUGGUGAACAUGAUGGAAACAUUUAUCCCAAAUUUUUUUUGUGUAAAACUGCACUUUAGCAAUGAAUGUAGGUGCUUCAUAAACUUUUUUUAUGUAAUAUAAACAGAAAAAAUUAAUGAAGUUAAGAAAUGGGAUUCUCUUGACUGAGAGCAUCUUGGAGCCAAUCACAAAACUCUAUUCUCAAGUGUUUGUCAGUGUUGUCUCUGGCCAUUAUACAAUGACGAGGUGUAGUAAGUUUCGUACAGAUGUAUGAGUAGAUCAUUAAUUGUGCCUUCUCAUUUCCUACUCAAGUCUGUAUGUGAUAGAGCAGAGGUAGUCAGUCAUAUGCAAUAUUAUGGUAUCAGACAUGUUCCCUUCCUUUUGUGGCCAUGUCAUUUUCAAGGGUACGAUUAUGCAAGCUGUAUGAUUAUUGGUCAUUAAUGAGAAUGGUAUAUUAUCAUUCUUCACUACAUUCAUAUACAAGUAACCUGUGAGUUUAAGGAUUUCUCAUUAGCCAGACUUCUUUGUUAUUGAUGUAUUCAUAUAAUAAGUAUGAUAGAGUCAACAUUGUUAGCAAUGUUAUGACCUUGUCUUACAGCUUGUACACUACAUGGCCAUUACUUUGUCUCAUUUAGGGUGAAUUAUCAUUGAAAUAGUUGUUGCAGAGGGAAAGUACUAGUAAGUACAUUGUAUAACUUGUUAAUUUGUUAAUCAUGGCCUGCAUGAUGUUACAGUCAGGAAUCACAACCAUCCUUGUAACUCUAGAGGCUCUUUUGAUUUUUCUGGAUUGACUUUAUUUUUUUCCCUUUUGUAACAGAGCCAUGUUGCCCGCCUUGCCUUCUAGUCUUGGGCAUAAAUUCUUGACCCACCCCAUGAGCAUAAGUCUUUUUUCCUUCAGAAAUAAGAAAAGAGAAAGUGUUUCUCAAAAAUUUAGGUUUGAGCUUGUUGAAACUCUGCUCAAAGGUGAAUGAGAAUUUGUGUCUUGGUGCGCUCUAACCCUAUGAUCCCAUGGUAGGGUCAGUGCCAAAUAGCAUUACAUAAGAUCACUUUCUUUUGUAAACAUAGCAAAUCAUAUUUCUUGAAAGCUGGAUAAUAAGGCAAUGAUGACUGAUAUCAUUACUGGAUUAAUUUUAGAACAUUUGCUUGAAAAGGUAUUUUUCCAGGUUUGUGAUAUUAUUUUACUAUUUCUGAAAUCCUGAAAAUGUCACAGCUUUUCUAGUGAUGGAAAGCAAUGUUUAAGGAAGGAACUGUGCUCUACUGAAUCGCAACAGAUGCCAUUAUGGGUGCACCAGCACAUGGGUCAAAUAAAGGUAUAUUUAAUGCUUGCUUUCAGCUAUUUAUUUUUGCAGUCAGUAGUCCUGUGCCUUUGUUUUUUUUUCCCCUAAGUGAAAUGGAUAACAUUCUGUUCAGUUUUGAUAAUUUAAUAUAACUUUAAUGGCUGCAUGUAACUGGAUAGCCUGCUAUAGAUAUAUACAAUAUACAUUUACAGAGUUAUGUUUUAUAAGCAUUAAUAAAGGAAUAAACUUUGUAUAUAUAAAUUCAGUUAACAUAGCACUGUUUAAUUUUUGUUUUAAAAAAUUGCAGAUAUCUCAGUGUGAUGGUUAAGUAACCAGGUUUUAAAAAUGCUUUUGAAAUGCUGGAUGACAUUCAUUAAGUAUAAUUCCAUCCAUGUAAUAAAGGUACUCAUCUUCACCAUAACAUCAUCAAAAUCCCAUGUUGGCACGUGUUUAAAUGACUGCUGAUUAGGCCAAGUUGUUACACAAGUUAACAUCAACUUACACCCAUUCCAAAGUAACAAAAUGACUUAACCAAAUAAGUUAGCAUAAGUUUUUAUUUAACCUUAAGUAAUGGCUGUGUUGAAGGGUUAAACAAUAUUUGUUUAUUAAUUUUACACAUUAUCAUUCAGUUCUGAUGGAAUAUUGAUUAUGCUUUCUGUUAUUUUUAUGGAUAUAUGUGGUUGCAAAUGCCUAAUCGUUGGUGCUCACAGUAAUUAUGGCUAAAAUAGAUCUCAAAAGUGUUUUGUUUGCUUCAAAGAAUUUUUUUUCUUUACAGUGCUUUCACUCGUAUGAUAGUUUAGCAUGCUUUAUGAAAAGGAUCUGUUGAUAGUGUGUCUGUAAGUGAACAGUAUCAUUCAUAUUCCUGUAUAUCCAUUUUCACAAUAUCAGUCUUUUUUGAUGGAAGUGACAAUAACACUUAUUGGUUUUAUCAUUAUAUUAACAUCUUGAUCUGUCAUAAUGAAGUGACAAGAUAUGGAAAGUAUUUAUACUGUAAAUAAUAUGGUGUACAUAAUUUGUGAUAAUAAAAAUAUUGUUAAUUUC